AUGGCUCAGUCAUCCAGCUCAUUACCGCUACCAGUGAAGGAUGAUCGACAGAAUUUUGAAUUGGAUCUCAAUCUCAUGGACAGUCUCGUCCCGAACAAGUUCCAAUCUGAUAACCCCGAUGCGACUAUCGAAGGUGUCAUGAGAGAUAUUGAGCACGCACCGUUGCUAUCGGCCCCUGUAGUCGCUCAGCACGCGAAAGACUUGGUCCCGCAAUUCGGCUUCAUGGGUAAUCACCGGGAUGAAGCAGGACAUGCCCACCUCGGCCGCUUGGAAGCGCCUGCUUCUGCACUAGUCUUCAGCUAUGGAAGUUGGAGCACCGGUGGUGCAGGCUUCAGCGUCAGCGAAGCUGUCCAUCUAUCUCGUGCGCGGUCCGCUUUUCCUGGGCACAACGUACGAAGAAUUACUGUGUUGGUCUCCGCGCACAAUGGAGCUAUCGGAAGUUACUACGAAGAUCCGUCUCGUAACAUCCGCGUGAUUCCCUUCAAACUCAACGCUAGGGCUCUCGACAUCGCCGGUUUGCGUGCUUUGAUGGGUAUUGGAGAUAAGAGCCCCCCACUCUACAUGGGCCAGGUCGAAAUGGUACUCAUGAAGAUGUCUGCCACGAACAAAGAUGGGCGACUCGAUUACAAGUCGUUCACCAAGGCAGUUCAGAAGAUAGAUCUAAACGAAGCACAAUCGCAAGCCCUCAAACAACGUUUAGCGAUGCUUGAGUCCUUCCUCGAUCUGGACGGCAAGGCGGUGGAGCCAGAUUUCCUUCCAGGCGAGAUGAUCAUUAUGGAUCUGUCCGAUGCCUUCAUGUCAUCGAGCACAGCCUGUGUUCUUUUCAAGCUGGGCUUGGACCGCUUUCUGGAGUCUCCCGUCAAGAGUAAGAUGGUAGUCUUGGACGAAGCGCACAAGUAUAUGUCCGAUAGUCCAGGAUCCAAGUUUCUCGCAGACAGUCUCCACCAUACCAUCCGUGUGCAGCGGCACUUGGGUACCCGUAUGAUCAUCUCCACUCAAGAACCGACCGUGUCCACAGAUCUUAUUGCGCUUUGUAACAUGACCGUCAUCCAUCGCUUUUCGAGCCCUACCUGGUAUGCCGCGCUCAAGAGACAUAUCAGCGCGCUGGGCGAUGACGACAAGGCUCUCAUGCAGCGGAUCGAGGGAUUGGAAACUGGAGAAGCGCUUGUGUACUGUCCGAGCACUGUACUCGCGAAGAAUGACGACGGAAGCUUAGUGAAGGCUACGGGCCGAUUGCUUAAGGUCAACAUCCGGAAAAGGAUAACGCAGGACGGCGGCGAGUCGAUCAUGGCUGUGUGA
Messenger RNA from Alternaria hordeiaustralica, 1299 nucleotides. RefSeq lists its product as uncharacterized. Lineage: Eukaryota; Fungi; Ascomycota; Dothideomycetes; Pleosporales; Pleosporaceae. The record is from RefSeq and is a predicted model, not a curated record. The transcript is spliced from 3 exons. Bases 1 to 1299 code for a protein of 432 amino acids.